This is a messenger RNA of Chenopodium quinoa (quinoa), 1020 nucleotides long. RefSeq lists its product as uncharacterized. The record is from RefSeq and is a predicted model, not a curated record. The transcript has 2 exons. NCBI's taxonomy places the organism in Eukaryota, Viridiplantae, Streptophyta, Magnoliopsida, Caryophyllales, Amaranthaceae. The coding region runs from base 1 to 1020 and encodes 339 amino acids.
AUGGCGACAGUUCGAACUUUUCUGGCAGUGGCAGUUGUGAAAAACUGGGAAGUACAUCAGAUUGAUGUGCAUAAUGCAUUUUUGCAUGGGAACGAUAAAGUUGCCUUGUCACAGUUCAAGGCAUACUUGGGAAACUGUUUUAAGAUGAAGGACUUGAGAGCUUUGACAUAUUUCUUAGGACUUGAGGUUGCUAGAAGCAAUCAAGGGUUCUACAUUUGUCAACGAAAAUAUGCUCCUGAUAUCAUUUCUGAGACUGGGUUGUUAGGUGCUAAGCCUGCCGAUUUUCCUAUGGAACAAAAUCAUAAACUAGCUCUUGCGGAAGGCAGAGUGUUGGAGGAUGUGGAGAAAUAUAGACGUCUUGUUGGACGUUUAAUUUACUUAUCGGUGACUAGACCGGAAUUGGUAUAUUCCGUUCAUAUAUUGUCUCAGUUUAUGCGGACUCCGAAAGAGAAACAUUGGGAUGCGGCACUUCGUGUGGUGCGCUACUUAAAGAAAAAUCCGGGACAGGGAAUUCUUCUUCGAUCCGACAGUGCACUGAGGUUAGAGGGGUGGUGUGACUCUGAUUGGGCGAGUUGUCCUCUAACUAGGAGGUCAUUGAUUGGUUUGUGCUACUUGGUUUUUCCCCGGUGUCCUGGAAAACUAAGAAGCAACCUACGGUUUCUACAUACAUCGUCUUCGGAGGCGGAGUAUAGGUCAAUGGCGGCCGUGACAUGUGAAUUGAAGUGGUUGAAACAAGUCCUACGAGACUUGGGUGUGCAACAUUCGCAGGGUAUGAAAUUAUUUUGUGAUAGUCAGUCGGCUUUGUACAUUGCACAAAACCCGGUAUUCCAUGAAAGAACGAAACAUAUUGAGGUUGAUAUGCAUUUAGUGAGAGAUGCAAUUACAGAUGGUUUGAUUUCGCCAUCUUAUGUUCCUACGAAGGAACAACUUGCAGACAUUUUUACUAAGGCCUUGGGAAAGGCUCAGUUUGAGACACUACUUAGCAAGAUGGGCAUUCGGGAUCUUUAUGCUCCAUCUUGA